CACACAGAUCAGAGAGAGUUACGGAUGGAUGGUAUGAGUCAUGAUCAUGAUAUGAGUGGCAUUGCUGGAGCGAUGCCACCAUCAUCCAUGAACAACGGGAUGCAUGGCAUGCACAUGAAGAAGAUGAUGAUGCACAUGACCUUCUUCUGGGGCACGCACACAGAGGUGCUCUUCGACGGCUGGCCCGGCAGGAGAACUGGCAUGUACGUGGUAAGCUUGGUAUUCGUGUUUGUGCUGUCUUUCCUGGUGGAGUGGCUCUCUCAUUCCCGACUGCUCAAACGUGGAUCGAUCAAUGUCCCGGCCGGUAUGUUCCAAACCCUCUUGUAUGCCAUAAGGGUUGGGCUGAGUUAUUUGGUUAUGUUGGCUCUCAUGUCUUACAACGGCGGUGUGUUUUUGGUUGCCGUUGCCGGUCAUGCUUUCGGAUUUCUGAUCUUUGGAAGUCGGGUUUUCAACAAGCCAGAUCAUAAUGCUGUCAAAGGAUUUGAUCCUCCUCCAAUGACUUGUUGAAUAGAAAACAAUGGGGCCCGCAUUUUGAUUGAUCUUAGGUUUACGACGUUGUAAUUUUCUUAAUCCCUUUUUAUUUUUUUGGUUUUGAGAAUAAUAGGCCCUUUUCAGAUAGCUAGGUUUCGACUGCUGUAUGGAGUCUCUCUUUCAGCAAAACACAGUAUUUUCUUAGCUUUUCUAUGAAAAAGAAAUCAAUUGAAUAGAAAAUUUAGAGAGGAUCGGAGGGUUUUCGUUUUCAAUUCUCUUUAACUUUCCAGAAUAAUUUCCAAAUUGGAAUUGGGUGAGUGGAAAUGUGUGGUUGGGAAGCAAUAAAUGGCAUGAUGAUCAUGAACCUGGCCAUUAAUUGAGCGCUUUGAUCUUUAAAGAUACAGCAAGAGGGGUCCAUUAAACAUCAUUGGAUUUAAUUUGUCCUCUUCGAAACUCAAUACCAAGUUAUAUUUGAUUGAUCAACUAUGGCUGUCUUUUUAAAGGAAGAAUAAUAACAGAAAGAGCAUUUAGUUU
Molecule: messenger RNA, 1005 nt
Organism: Juglans regia (Persian walnut)
Lineage: Eukaryota; Viridiplantae; Streptophyta; Magnoliopsida; Fagales; Juglandaceae
Product: copper transporter 6-like
Exons: 1
Coding region: 25-507 (160 amino acids)
Biological process (GO): intracellular copper ion homeostasis; copper ion transmembrane transport
Cellular component (GO): plasma membrane
Molecular function (GO): copper ion transmembrane transporter activity
Source: RefSeq, a predicted model, not a curated record